Wasmannia auropunctata (little fire ant) is the source of this 1838-nucleotide messenger RNA. Its product is annotated as galactokinase-like. The transcript is spliced from 8 exons. Gene Ontology annotation, cellular component: cytosol; cytoplasm. Bases 429 to 1604 code for a protein of 391 amino acids. Gene Ontology annotation, biological process: carbohydrate phosphorylation; galactose metabolic process. Lineage: Eukaryota; Metazoa; Arthropoda; Insecta; Hymenoptera; Formicidae. Gene Ontology annotation, molecular function: ATP binding; galactokinase activity. The record is from RefSeq and is a predicted model, not a curated record.
CUGCAAUGUCACACUUUCGGCGCCAGGGAAAAUGUUUUCGUCGCCACCCGUAGCUAUUUUCGAGUCGAACGGUAUCGCAUCUAGAUUUUCCUGCGCUAUGGUACUGCGUAAACGGAUAAACGAGAAAUUAUCGAUCGGCAAUUCGAUUAACUAUCCAUUCGCUAUUUCGUACUUGCGGCACUUACGCUGCUUCUAUCGCAAUUGACGCAACAUUGGUAUGUAAAAAUCGAGCACCGUAGUGUAUCAUUGAAUUCAUUGUCAGUUUCUGCUGUCGAGACACGUAUAGUCAAAGGUUGCGCUGAUAACAACGUCGUUGUCGUCCCCUAUAUAUAAUCACAGUCCCGGUCGUUUCGUCGCGUGCAUCCCAAGUGAUAUAUAUAUAUAUAUAUAUACAUAAAUUAUAUAUAUAAUCCGGAGAAUAUUUCGGCAUGGCGGCACUACUCCCGGACAUCAAUAGCGUUAAGGCGAAGGCGUUGCAGACCUUCGCCGAGAAAUUCGGCGAGCAGGCCGCCGUUUGCGUGUACGCGCCGGGACGCGUUAAUCUCAUCGGCGAGCACACCGACUACAACGAGGGUUUCGUACUGCCGAUGGCCCUGCCGAUGGUCACGGUGAUGGUUGGGAAUUCUCACGGUGGUAAAAAAACCAGAAUUCUUUCCUUGAGUAACGCGGUCGGCGCUAUAAACGAGUUCGAUUUCGAAGCCGGGAGUCGAGCUGAUAUAAAACCGGGGGAGCCAAAAUGGGCGAACUAUAUAAAAGGAUGCAUCGCUAAUUUUAUUUGUGACGUUCCCGCGUUUAAUGCCGUAAUUGUAUCGACUGUGCCAGCAGGCGCCGGGCUCAGUAGUUCUGCGGCUCUGGAGGUAGCGACUUAUACCUUCUUGGAAGCCUUGAGCGGGAAAAAACCGGAGAAACCAGAGCAGAAGGCUUUAGCAUGUCAAAAAGCCGAGCAUAACUUUGCUGGGGUGCCAUGCGGUAUAAUGGACCAGUUUAUCUCAGCUAUGGGCAAGGAGGGCUGCGCCCUUUUACUUGACUGUCGCGAUCUUAUCACUAAACAAAUACCUAUGCUGCACCUACAUAAUUACGUUUUUCUCAUAACGAAUUCGAACGCGCCGCACAAACUAAGCUCGAGCGCCUAUUGCGAGCGCAGAGAUUGUUGUUACGAAGCCGCGAAAAUCUUGGGCAAGAAGAGCCUGAGAGAUGCAAAUAUGAAUGAUAUUCUAGCAUUAACAUCGCGAAAUACAUCCGAUCGCAUUGUGAAAAGGGCUCGUCACGUGGUAACGGAAAUUCAACGAACUCUGGACGCUGCGGUGGCGCUCGAGAAAGGUGACUUUCAGCGAUUUGGCCGAUUAAUGAAUGAAAGUCACGAUUCAUUGCGCGACGAUUACGAGGUCUCGUCCAAGGAGCUCGAUUCGCUGGUCUCGGCGGCCAGAGAGGUAGACGGCGUGCUGGGAAGCCGUUUGACAGGCGCCGGCUUCGGUGGCUGCACCGUAACUUUGUUGAGAAAGGACGCGGUUGACAAGGCGGUUCAACAUAUGAAAGCGAAAUAUUCCGGAACGCCCGCAUUCUACAUAGCGACUCCGUCUGGAGGUGCCCGAGAAAUCAGCUAGUCAAUAUCUUUCUUAAUUUCUUAAAUAUAUAUAUAUACAUGUACAUAUUUUACUUAUUAAUUGUUAAUAUCGUAUAUUAACAAUUGUACGAUUCUUUAAAAUACAUAACUGAUUUUUCAGAAUGUAUAUACACAUAUUGUUUGCCUGUGUUUAUCGAAUACACAUUUUUCGUAGCACGAACGGAAUUUUGAUAUAUUUACAGUAAAGUUGUUUACAAUGCAUGUAAAAUUGUCA